AUGCCUGGUCUACUCCGACAGGAACCUGAACAAGGCUACCAUAUCUUCGAACGGCCUAUUGAAAGCGUAGCCGUAGUUGGUGCUGGACCAUCCGGUCUCCCCGCCGCUCGUCAUUUGCACGAGGCUGGUUUCCGGGUCCGGGUUUUCGAACGCCAGCCGUAUGCAGGAGGGACUUGGACGUUCGAGCCGGACCUACCUCUGCAGCCCAAGUAUCCCUCUGUCCCGCCCUCUAUUGGCGAUUUCGUUCCUUCUCUACCACCGGAGAAUGCCGAACAUCUACCGUUUGAGAAGGUGCAGAAAGACGAGAACAGCGAGGAGAGGAAGGAGUUCUCUCCCCCAAAUCCGGUGUACCAGUCCUUGACAAACAACGUGCCAACACCAUGCAUGGAAUUCAAAGACUUCCCGUGGCCAGAGGGAACAGAAUGGCACGUAAGCCACACGGACAUAUCCAAGUACAUCCAGUCGUACGCGGUCCACUUCGGGCUAAACGAGUUCACCUCCUACCGCACGCGGGUCGAGAACAUCUCCCAGCUAGAUCCUCCUCCGGGUCAGUCACAGCCACGCUGGCGACUGACACUGCGCCGCGUGGAGGACGCGCCGGCCGAUUCGGCCAAAUCGACCUGGUGGACGGAGGACUUUGACGCUGUCGUUGUCGCGUCAGGACAUUAUGGCGCGCCGUUCAUUCCGAAAAUCGAGGGAGUAGAGGCGUGGGCUGAGAGGUGGAAGGACGACAUCAUCCAUUCCCGCGCAUACAGGAGCGCGGAGGAUUAUACUGGCAAGACCGUCCUGAUCGUCGGCACUGGCACAAGUGGCGUCGACAUCGCCCGUGAUAUCUCUCCUCACGUGACAAAGAUCUACCAAGUGCGGAGGAACCAACUCCACGGGCCGGAUCACUACCAGCGCCAACGCUCUUUCCAGCUCAAGAUGCUGCCUGCGAACGGAGAACACUUACCUGAGAUCAAACGUUUCCUCCCGCUAAGCGGCGCGGAGAAGGACUUGAGUGAAUGUAGGGUUGAGUGUACGGAUGGGCGGGUCGUGGGCGGGUUUGAUAAGAUCAUCUUUGCCACUGGAUAUCAAUACUCAGUACCCUUCCUAUCCGACUACCACCUCGACCCGAACACCUUGCCCCACUCCCCACACCAAGCGCCCGACCGCGUCUUAGUCACCUCCGGAGCAGGAGUAUCCAACCUCCUCCGAGACGUGUUCUACAUCCCCCAGCCGACGCUCGCCUUCCUGGGCCUGUCGAUCAACACUGCCACAUUCUCGUUCUUCGAGUUCCAGGGGCUGGCGAUCACUAGGGUUUGGCAGGGCUGGGCGAGGCUGCCGGACGAGCGGGGAAGGAGGAAGGAGUAUGAGAGACUGGUGGAGGCGAAAGGCGGAGGAAGGUUUAUGCAUCUCAUGGGGCAUGAGAACGAAGUCGCCUAUGUAAGGGAGACGGUGGAUUGGCUGAACGCUGACGGGGCACGGGUCGGUGCUCCGCUCAUCGAGGGGCAUAGCGAGCGUUGGCUAGAGGUGAAGAAGAGCUUGUUCGCGGCGUUGCUGAAGAAGGCCGGACUGGACCCGAAGGAGUUUGGGGUGAAGGAUGAUGGGGAGCCGCCUGCCAGGGUGGGGGAUGGAGUGGAUGGCAUGAUUGAUCCGGGAGAGGUGAAGGUACAGAAGGACGUCGAGCGAGGAGGAAAGCCGGAGAGCAUUGAACAUGCUGCCGCGGCGAACGGCGCACCAGUGACGGUGGCGGCGGCGGCUUAG
Dacryopinax primogenitus is the source of this 1746-nucleotide messenger RNA. RefSeq names its product FAD/NADP-binding domain-containing protein. Gene Ontology annotation, molecular function: N,N-dimethylaniline monooxygenase activity; NADP binding; flavin adenine dinucleotide binding. Bases 1 to 1746 code for a protein of 581 amino acids. The record is from RefSeq and is a predicted model, not a curated record. Lineage: Eukaryota; Fungi; Basidiomycota; Dacrymycetes; Dacrymycetales; Dacrymycetaceae. The transcript has 6 exons.